AUGUCCUCACCCACCACCACCACACCAACCCACAAACUCACCCCCCUCGCAACCCUCACACCGCCCUCCAACUCGCGGACCUGGCAAUCCGCGCCGCACCCCUCCCUCCCCAUCGUCGCAACCGCGUGCUCCGACCGCAGCGUUCGCGUCUACAGCUUAACCUCCUUCACGCUCCUACAUUCUAUAACGGGUGGGCACAAGCGCAGCGUGCGGACUGUAUCAUGGAAACCUAAUACACGAGGGCAGAGUGUGUUGGCGACUGGGAGUUUUGAUUCUAGCGCUGGGAUAUGGCGAAGGGAAGUAAAUGGUGGAGGACGCGAAGAGGACUUUACGGGUAGAAGAAUCGGCGCUGCGGAAGACGACUCCGACAACGAACGCGACGAAGCAGACGACUACCAAUUCUCCUGCAUCCUCGACGGCCACGAAUCCGAAAUCAAAUGCCUCGCGUGGAGUCCCUCUGGCCAAUACCUAGCAACGUGCUCCCGCGACAAGAGCGUGUGGAUAUGGGAGGAGCUCGAAGACGAUAACUUUGAAACCGUGGCUGUGUUGCAGGAACAUGACGGCGAUGUCAAGAGCGUGGCGUGGCACCCCGAGGAAGAUUUACUGGUUAGCACGAGUUACGAUGAUACGGUUCGGUUGUACAAGGAGGAUGCGGAUGAUUGGGUUCAAGUGGCGUUGAUUGAUGGGCAUGCGAAGACGGUUUGGUGGGCGGAGUUUGAGGGGAGUGGGAUGGCGGGGAGGGACUGGAGGAAGGAUACAUCCAACACAUCGGAGGCGUCACAACAGCAGCGAUCGGAGUAUAUCACGGAGUUGGAACGAUCGGGACCGCGACUCGCGACUUGCUCAGACGACUGCACGGUGCGGAUAUGGCGCAGGAAAGCGAAAGAGGGGGAUGACAACGCGAGUAAUAAGACGGGCGUGCCUAGUAUCAUCCGCUCGGCGGCUAUCGACGAGGAGUGGUUUCAAGACGCUGUUCUGCCACGGGUUCACGAACGCGCUAUCUACUCUGUUUCUUGGAGUCGGAGGACGGGUAUGAUUGUUAGUGCGGGGAGUGAUGGUAAGGUUAUUGUUUAUAAAGAGAGGUGGAGGGGCAAUGCGUCGGAUGGAGUGGAGGAGAUGGAGGGGGAUAAGAUGGAGGUUGAUGGUGCGCAGGCAGGGGGGUCAAGGGGAUUGACGGAGUGGGUGGUUGUUGCGGAAUUGUUCUCUGGUCAUGAUGUGUUUGAGAUUAAUCAUGUUUGUUGGGCGAAGAGGGCGGACAAGGGGAGGAGGGGUGAGGAGGAGGAGGUUGUGCUAACGACGGGGGAUGAUGGGGAGGUUAGGGUGUGGGUGUUGGAUGAGGUGGAUGCGUCGAGCGCAUGA
This is a messenger RNA of Alternaria ethzedia, 1359 nucleotides long. It is a transcript of the gene CIA1, whose product is annotated as Cytosolic iron-sulfur protein assembly protein. Gene Ontology annotation, biological process: iron-sulfur cluster assembly. Gene Ontology annotation, cellular component: cytosolic [4Fe-4S] assembly targeting complex. The record is from RefSeq and is a predicted model, not a curated record. The transcript has a single exon. Lineage: Eukaryota; Fungi; Ascomycota; Dothideomycetes; Pleosporales; Pleosporaceae. Gene Ontology annotation, molecular function: protein binding. Bases 1 to 1359 code for a protein of 452 amino acids.